UUGAAUUGUAGGUAUCUCUGUUUUAUUUUUCAGCUGAUUAGAAAAUUAGUUAUUAUAAGACGUAUUGGUGACUGGUGAGUACAUUUUCCAGUUCUCGUUUUCUCGAGUUCGUGACAUUUGACAAUUUUCGAUCAUCGAAAAUUGUUUCGUUAUAUUUUGCUGAGAAAUUAGAAUACUUUAUUAAAAAUGAGUGGCUUAUUAAAAAUUGUCAAUCCAAUAUCACGAAGUACUUAUUCAAAAAUUAAUAAUUGGAACCGUCCAUUAAUUUGCACAAGAAACUUACAUCAAUCUCAAUAUUAUUCAGCUAAACAGAGUUCAGCAGGAACAAAUGCAUAUUCAGUAAUUGAUCAUGAAUAUGAUGCUGUCGUAGUCGGUGCUGGAGGAGCUGGUCUCCGUGCCGCUUUUGGCCUAGUACAAGAAGGAUUUAAAACAGCAGUUAUUACUAAACUAUUUCCAACAAGAUCUCAUACGGUUGCUGCACAGGGCGGAAUUAAUGCUGCGUUAGGGAAUAUGGAAGAUGAUGAUUGGCGAUGGCAUAUGUUUGAUACUGUUAAAGGUUCAGAUUGGUUAGGGGAUCAAGAUGCUAUACAUUAUUUAACUAGAGAGGCACCUGCAGCUGUCAUUGAGUUAGAAAAUUAUGGUAUGCCUUUUAGUCGUACUGAUGAAGGUAAAAUAUAUCAACGUGCAUUUGGUGGUCAGAGCUUACAAUAUGGAAAAGGUGGUCAGGCUCAUCGUACUUGUUGUGUAGCUGAUAGAACGGGUCAUUCCCUCUUACAUACUUUAUAUGGAUAUUCAUUAAAAUUUAAUUGCAAUUACUUUGUGGAAUAUUUUGCUUUGGAUUUAAUUAUGGAUAAAGGACAAUGUGUUGGAGUAAUUGCUUUAUGCUUGGAAGAUGGUACUAUUCAUCGCUUUAGAGCUAAGAAUACAGUUUUAGCUACUGGUGGUUAUGCUAGAGCUUACUUUUCGUGUACAGCUGCUCAUACUUGUACAGGCGAUGGUCAAGCUCUAGCAUCAAGGGCUGGUAUUCCAAUGCAAGAUAUGGAAUUUGUACAAUUCCACCCUACUGGUAUAUAUGGCGCUGGCUGUUUAAUGACAGAGGGUUGUCGCGGUGAAGGAGGAUAUUUAAUCAAUGGUUUAGGUGAAAGAUUUAUGGAGAAAUAUGCACCUAAUGCUAAAGAACUUGCAUCUAGAGAUGUUGUAUCUAGGUCAAUGACUAUGGAAAUCAUGGAAGGAAGAGGAUGUGGUCCAGAAAAAGAUCAUGUUUAUCUUCAACUAUAUCAUUUGCCGGCUGAACAGCUUCACGCUAGAUUACCGGGUAUUUCAGAAACUGCUUUGAUAUUUGCUGGAGUUGAUGUUACUAAAGAACCUAUACCUGUGUUGCCAACAGUCCAUUAUAACAUGGGUGGAAUACCAACAAACUAUAGAGGACAGGUUAUUAAUCCUGAAAAUGGAGAAGAUAAAGUAGUACCUGGAUUGUAUGCUUGUGGUGAAGCUGCAUGUACUUCUGUUCAUGGAGCUAACCGUCUUGGUGCUAAUUCAUUACUCGAGUUGGUGGUAUUUGGACGUUCUUGCGCUUUAGACAUUGCUAAAUGUAACAAACCUGGAGAUAAAAUACCACAAAUUAGUGAUAAUGCUGGCGAAGAAUCCAUUAAUAACAUUGACAAAUUACGUUUUAAUAGUGGAACAAUACCUACAGCAGACUUACGUUUAGACAUGCAAAAAACUAUGCAACUUUAUGCCGCUGUGUUUAGAACUGGAUCUACACUUGAUGAGGGCCGCAAUAAAAUGCAAUCCAUUUAUUCAAAGCUUAAGGAUAUUAAGAUAAAUGAUCGAUCAAUGGUUUGGAAUUCAGAUUUAGUGGAAUCAUUAGAAUUACAAAACUUAAUGACUACUGCACAACAAACAAUUGUAUCUGCUGCUGAACGAAAAGAAUCCAGAGGGGCACAUGCACGAGAUGAUUUCAAAGAUCGUAUUGAUGAAUUUGAUUAUAAAAAACCGUUGGAAGGACAAACUCAAGUACCAAUUGAAAAGCACUGGAGGAAGCAUACACUUGCAUGUAUCAAUCCAGACACUGGAGAGAUUAAAUUAACUUAUAGACCUGUAAUUGAUCACACAUUGGAUGAUAAAGAAGUGAAAUCAGUGCCACCUAUGAUUAGAUCUUAUUAAGAUUCACCCAUCACUAAUCGACUACUGCUCGUAACUCUAGUCUGCCCACUUUCAAUCAAAUCACAAAACAGCUCAAAUCCUGUUUGCAUUUAAGAAUAUGUAUGAAAACCCUAAAAUAAGGUAUAUCAGAAAAUACUAUCAUACUGAUUUAUUAAUACAAGUAGCUUUACGAGCAAAAUUCAAAGAAGUAUUAAUAGUUAAUAAUAGUAAAAAUAAAUUUCAUAAAUCUAUUGUUAUUGUUUUAUUUUGUUUAUUACCUGUAAAUAAUUAUUUCAUCUGAUUUCUUUAUUGAUAUUGGUAAAUGGUAAUAUAUAUUAUAUUUUUCAACAACCAAGAUUAAAGUUUUAUAAUUUGUUACUGAUGAUUGUCCUUUAUUUUGAUAUAUUUUAAACUAUUUACUAAAUGAUACAUUCAAUUCUUAUAAACCAUAUUAAUGUGUUAAUCGUAUAAUUCAUUUUUAAAUUUAUUUAGAAACAUAGGUACUUUAAAUUAAUGAACUAUAUUAUAUGCUUGAUGCUUAUAUUGAAGUGUUACUAGUCACAUAAUAUUUAAUUAUAAUUAUGAUAGGAACAGAAUUGAGAUUUUACUUAUCAGUAUUUUUAUUAUUAUUCUAAUACUUUAAUGGAUAGACAAUUAAUAUUAACUAUAAUAAUAUAUCUAUGUUUAUAUGGAUUAUGAUAAAAUAAAGUAAUAACAAUAAAAUAAUAAUAAUAGUAUAGCAAUAUGUAUUAUAAUAUUUGUACCUAAAGGCUAAAGAGUAGUAUUAUUAGGAAUAUAUUAAAUAAGCUACUAUAAAUAGUGGAAUAUGUGUUUGUGUUAGUAACUUAUAUUAGUGGUAUAAUAGUUACAGUAUUAUAUUAUUAUGUCUUAACAUUUCUUACCAAUAUGAACGUGUUUUUAUGGCUAUUUUAUCAGAAAUUAUAAUUUUUAAGCAGAAAUAUAGCAUGCACAUCAAAACACUUAA
Molecule: messenger RNA, 3130 nt
Organism: Acyrthosiphon pisum (pea aphid)
Lineage: Eukaryota; Metazoa; Arthropoda; Insecta; Hemiptera; Aphididae
Gene: SdhA
Product: succinate dehydrogenase, subunit A (flavoprotein)
Exons: 12
Coding region: 187-2166 (659 amino acids)
Biological process (GO): mitochondrial electron transport, succinate to ubiquinone; tricarboxylic acid cycle
Cellular component (GO): respiratory chain complex II (succinate dehydrogenase)
Molecular function (GO): succinate dehydrogenase (quinone) activity; electron transfer activity; flavin adenine dinucleotide binding
Source: RefSeq, a predicted model, not a curated record